Zeugodacus cucurbitae (melon fly) is the source of this 1764-nucleotide messenger RNA. RefSeq names its product DNA-directed RNA polymerase III subunit RPC4 (gene RpIIIC53). The transcript has 7 exons. Gene Ontology annotation, biological process: transcription by RNA polymerase III. Bases 285 to 1487 code for a protein of 400 amino acids. NCBI's taxonomy places the organism in Eukaryota, Metazoa, Arthropoda, Insecta, Diptera, Tephritidae. Gene Ontology annotation, molecular function: DNA binding. Gene Ontology annotation, cellular component: RNA polymerase III complex. The record is from RefSeq and is a predicted model, not a curated record.
UUGACACACAGCGAAGCAGGCAAUCAAAACAACAACAACAUACACACAAACAUCAGAGAUUUGGUGCUAUUUAUUUGCCACAUGUCCGCUGAGAAUGAGUAUGUGCAUCAAAGCAGGAUCAAAACAAGCAUUUAGAAAACAUACGUCAACAAAACAGGAUCGCUUGAAGCGUGCAAGCAAGGUAGUUGUAUACCGAUCAACAUAAUUACUGGAACACGGCGGCGACAAAGUGGUUAAUACUGAAACUGGUACACACAGUAAAGAUAACAACAGAGGCGUAAACCAUGAACGGCAGUUCGGCAGCAACUACACCAACACUACACAAAUUAACGUCUUUGAAGCCGGCUCGUGAUUUGACACUAGGUGGACGUGGUGGUAAUGCCGCCGCAAAUGCAGCGAAAAAAGUAUUCACGCCCAACCUCAAUGUGGUGCGCAACAAGAACACCAAUGUCAAAACAUCAAAAGACACCACAAUGCGUGGUGGGCGUGGACGCGGUGCGCGUGGCGGACGUGGUGCUGGUGGAGGUGCGCGCGGUGGACGUGGUGGUGCUGCAGGCGGUGCCAAUUCAUCACUCAUACAAACAACCGGUGUAUUCUCAGAAGGUGCUGGCGCUAUAAACAUACGUAAGGCGAGCUCAGGCGGCUCUGGUUUCGGCAGUCGAAAUGCAGAUGAUGCCGCCUCGCAAAUGCGUAGACCCACAAUUAUCAAGCAGGAACACAUGCGAAAAAUUGAUUUAAAAGCUGACGAAGAACAUGUACGCGAAUUACUGGGUGAUACAGAUGAAGAUGAUUUUGGAGAUGAAAAGACUGAUUUGGAGCAGAUACCGGUCAAACUCAAUGAGGUCAAGUGGAAACCCAUAAAAGUUGAAGUUAAACUAGAGAAAGUAGAAGCUGGCGUAAAUGGUGAAGCUGCUGAAAUUUGUGAAGAAUCCGGAUCCGCUGUCAAUAUUGCACAAAAUCUGCAAACGCUGACUGUAAGAGAGCAGCAGCAAACACGCACAAACAGUGCCUUGCCGCGGUAUCCAGCGUCCAUUGGUGAGCUCAUAGACCAGACACAAGCACAGCUAUUAUUAUUACAGCUGCCAGAUGUUUUGCCUUGUGAAGAUGAUGUGGAAGAAGUUUCGGAAAAGCCACAACAUGAAAAGAAUAUUGCUGCUGACACACCCUCUACAUCACAAAAUCCACCUGCUACGAAACCAAUAACGAAACGUAUAUCGCUUAAAGAUAUGGAAGAGGGUAAAAUCGGUAGAUUACUACGCUACAAAUCGGGGAAGGUUAAACUAGUUUUAGGCAAUACGUAUUUCGAUUUGAAUAUGGGCAUGGAGACGGGUUUCCUACAAGAUCUCAUGUCCAUCAAUACCAAUCGGGAGGAGCGUAGCGGUAAUAUGAUAAAUUUGGGACCCAUACAAGCCAAACUCACCGCCACGCCCGAUUGGGAGCAUUUAAUGGAACAAGAAGAACGACGGCAGCGUACAAAACCUGCAUAGCACUGCGCACUUUGUAGUAACAUUUAUAUAAAAUUAGUUAUAAAAAAUAGUGUUUUUUUUAAUUUAACAACUAUUCGUAAGUUACUGUAGCAGUUAAACACAGCUCACCCGGUGAAAUUAGCGCGAAGAAGGCGUUAAGAAAUUAUAAACAAUUGCGCCUAGUUUUUGUAAAAUAAAAAGUUAUAAUGGUUUAGUUUAACAAACAUAGAUACUUUAGUCAUUUCAAAUGUAUGUUUUAAAUAAAACUGAACUGUGAGUUAUAACAAAGUGAAGAAAA